This is a messenger RNA of Salarias fasciatus (jewelled blenny), 1436 nucleotides long. It is a transcript of the gene gata1a, whose product is annotated as GATA binding protein 1a. The transcript has 6 exons. The coding region runs from base 156 to 1433 and encodes 425 amino acids. NCBI's taxonomy places the organism in Eukaryota, Metazoa, Chordata, Actinopteri, Blenniiformes, Blenniidae. The record is from RefSeq and is a predicted model, not a curated record. Gene Ontology annotation, cellular component: nucleus. Gene Ontology annotation, biological process: negative regulation of transcription by RNA polymerase II; cell fate commitment; positive regulation of transcription by RNA polymerase II. Gene Ontology annotation, molecular function: zinc ion binding; RNA polymerase II cis-regulatory region sequence-specific DNA binding; DNA-binding transcription factor activity, RNA polymerase II-specific.
CUAAAGUUUGCUGGUUGGAGAAGUUGUUCUUGCAUCCAUCAGCCGACAACUGAGGUCGACAGUCAAGUCGCGACGCCACCUUCCACCCGGCUGUAUAAAGCAGACCGCCGAGUCCUCCGCCUCCUCCUGCUCGUCUCUGACAACCUCUGAUCAUCAUGGAAGAUUCGCCAGAACAGUCCCACUGGGUGUCUCCAGCUCUCCUCAGUUCAGACCCUCUGGCUGGUUUCCCCUCCGAUGCCAGUCUGUUGCCUCCGGGAGAAGACGGAGAGGGCUUCUUCUCCAGCCAGGACAGUGACUACACCAGUAUGCCCUCUUUCUUCUCCAAUCAGAGCCAUAGCCGGGCGCCAUCCGUCUACAGGCACAGUGCGGUCCGGCAGAUGUUCACCUCUCCCAGUCUGCUGAGCAACUUCCAGCUUCUGGACGGGCCCAGCAGCCACUCCCUGACCUCACCUUACAACCCCCCGCCCACCACCUGGAGCAGCAGCCCUCUCACUAAGACCCCGCUGCUCUCGCCGACGCCAACCUCACUCUACACGCCCGGCGUCGCCUCCCCGUUCGCCUCCUCCAGGGACGGAUACUCGUCCCCAAACAGGGAGGGCAGCGAGAGCCCGCGGCUUCAGGAGGCCCUGAAGGCCGAGCGCCUGAGCCCACUGGGGGGGUCGGGCGCCAGCAGCAGCUUCCUGAACCUGACCCCCGCGGCGGGGAGCAUGUACACUCCUUCGACACACUCACACAUGCUGAGCCCCUACAGUCCAUACAUGAGCGGCAGCACGCAGGAUUACAGCUCCGCUGCCCUCUACUCUGGCCCCGGAGCGUGGAUCAACCCCUCCUACUCCCCAAAACUCCGCAACAAGAUGAGGAUAUCCACUCCAGAGGCCAGAGAGUGUGUUAACUGUGGAGCCACAGCGACCCCCCUGUGGCGCCGGGAUGGUACCGGCCACUACCUGUGUAACGCCUGCGGCCUGUACCACAAGAUGAACGGCCAGAACCGACCUCUGAUCCGGCCCAAGAAGAGACUGAUUGUGAGCAAGCGGGCAGGUACUCUGUGCGCCAACUGCCACACCAGCACCACGACACUGUGGAGGCGCAACGCCAAUGGAGAGCCGGUGUGCAACGCCUGCGGACUCUACUUUAAACUGCACAACGUCAACCGCCCGCUCACCAUGAAGAAAGACGGCAUUCAAACCCGGAACAGAAAAGUCUCCAAUAAGAACAAGAAGAGCAAGAAGGCGGCCUUGUUAGACUCGUACUCGGAGGCGACUCAGCCCGCCUCGCUGGACGACAAUGUUGGACCCUACUCCCUCGGCCCCGGCACUCUCCUGACCUACGGCCACGCGCCGCACCUCAUCCCUACACCCUCCGCCUUACACCCGUCUGCAAGCCUACCCUACACACACCACCUUAACUCUGGCAUGGUGCCCACUCUGGUGUGAGCC